CCUAAGGAUAGUCAGAGCCAUCUGUACGGUACCGCUUGGUUUUGAGGCUUAUCAAACUGCUUUUAACGGAGACUGUAUGAAAAUGUGCAAAUUAUGAGCUCUAUAAAUUAAAGAAGAAAGAAAAAAGUGACCAAUAUACAGUUUCAUUCAUUUUCUUAUGAAGGAUGGGGAAACAUAAUAGUAAACUUAAACCUGAAGUUCUAGAGGACCUGCGGCAGAACACAGAGUUCACAGACACUGAAAUUCAAGAUUGGUACAAAGGGUUUUUGAAGGAUUGUCCCAGUGGAAACUUGACAAUAGACGAAUUCAAAAAAAUUUAUGGAAACUUUUUUCCAUAUGGAGAUGCAUCUAAGUUUGCAGGGCAUGUCUUUCGUACAUUUGAUGCCAAUGGUGAUGGAACUAUAGAUUUUAGGGAAUUCCUUUGUGCCCUUAGCGUGACAUCUCGAGGAAGGCUGGAACAAAAACUGAAGUGGGCAUUCAGCAUGUAUGAUCUUGAUGGAAAUGGUUAUAUUUCAAGGCAGGAAAUGCUGGAAAUUGUUAUGGCUAUUUACAAAAUGGUUGGAUCUGUAAUGAAAAUGCCAGAAGAUGAGGCAACACCUGAGAAGCGUACAGAUAAGAUAUUUCGCCAAAUGGAUAAAAAUGUUGAUGGUAAGCUGUCAUUAGAAGAAUUUAUUGAAGGAGCUAAAGGUGACCCAUCCAUUGUGAGAUUGCUGCAGUGUGAUCCCCAGUCAUCACAAUAAUACUUUUUUGGCAAUUCUUAGGUUAACUAAAUUGAUUUAUAACUUUUUGGUCUGACACUAGUAGAGGGAACCUUUUUGAACCAAAUCAUCAAAAUUAUAGACAAUAGUAAAUGUCUUCAAGUAUUUUACUCCUUUUAGAUCAAGAUCUCACAAUACUUUUCACUACCAAAUCGGUAUAUAAUGUGAUGUAUUUGUGUUUUGUACAAAUUAUUUAUAAAUGUUUUUAAUUUAAAUGAUGAUAAAGAUCUUUAUUAAUUAUUACAUUUUAAUGUUUUAAUAUAUUUUAUGGUAUUUCGAAGCUUAAGAUUUACUGUUAGUUUUUUUUUAUUAACAGUUUUCAUAGAUUUUUUUUUCAUUCAUAUAAAUUUCUAUUGUAAAUAUGUUCAUAUUGAUAGUGUAAUGACAGAAAUCCUUCUAAUCAAAAUGUUUUCCAUGGGUUUCCCUUGAAGUUAGUUGUAAUUUUACAAAACUUUCGUGAAACUUCACUUACAAUCUUUUAUUUUACUCAGAAACAAUAGGAAAAUAAUUCAACUCCUGAGUUAAAUUAAAGUGCUGUCUUGCAAAAUAGCAACAGUAAAAAAUCAGAGAAAAUUGUAGUCAGUGUAGAGAUUUAAUAUUUUAAAACUGAUUACUAAGGUGACAACUAUACAAUAUAUUAGUUCGUGUUGAUAAUCCUUUCAAAGCAUUUAUUUUUUAAUUCAUUAUUUUAAUGUGGAAAUGGAUAAUGAGCUAAUAUUCUAUAUUUUUAUCUAUCUUGAGUGUAACAAUAGCCUGUUUUAUAGAAAUAUUUUGUAUUAUUUAUCAUAAGCUUUGUAGCAAAACACUAAUCCUUCCAUCUCCCCCCCCCCAAAAAAAAAUAAAUAAAAUCAACUUACUGUACAUUGUAGUAUAAUAUUAAACCAAUGUAAAAAAACUAGUAAAUUUUAAAUUAUUUAUUAUGCUUAACAGAAUUGGUAAUACGAAACAAAACUUUUAUCAGAUCAUCAUAAUGUACUUUCACUUUUAUAUAUAGAAGCUUUGCCUACAGAAAAAUGAUUUCAUUUAAAAUUUACUGGAGUAACUUCAAUUGAAAUAUCAAUACAAAAGUAACAUCCUCCUAUUUCACAAAAGGCUAUUCAGGCUUAAACUAUGCAAUACUUAUUGUAGUUUGUUCUUUACAAAUUUUUAACUCUUGAUUAACUGAACUUUCCCGUUUGUAGCUAAUUUUAGAAUUUAAAAUUUACAAAUUGAUGCAGAAAAGGCAUGGCCACGGUAAGUAUGGUGUAAGUUAUGUCUACUUUUAUUUUUCACUAAGACUACUUCACUUAAUGAAAUUUCAUUCAGAGAUUAUUGAAUGAACAUAAUGUAAUUUCAUAUUUAUUCACCACAGCAAGUGGAUAUUAUAACAAAAUGUAACUUUUAUUUUUUGUACUUUCACCAGAAGUUCUUAGAAUUAUUACUGUAGUUUUCUCCCAUUGACUGACGUGUUCCAGUAACAAGAAGACUAAUUUGCUACUUUGCCAGUUCUUCUGAAUGAUAGUAAGGUUAAUCCAAAUAAAAUAAUAAUAAUAAGUAAAUGUUAUCAAAAAUAAGUGAUGUUAUUAAUCCUUAACAUAAAAAUGUGAUUUAUAAUUGAUUUAAAUUAUUAUAACUCACUCACUUAACCUAGUUUACACCAUUACAAUUCUUGUUCAUAAACACUGAUGACAUAUCCAGCUGGCCUGAUAAGCCAGGUAUCAGACAAAAGACCUUGUCGGUAUUGGAUAUGGCAUAUGUAGUGUGAUUGAUAUAAGAUAUUCUUCUUUACUUUGACUCUUAAGCUCUUUGAAUAGAUGCUGUUUGCAUUUUUUCUUAAUAGUAAUCAGGUACAAAAGAUUAUUUCACAAACCUAUCUAGAUCAUUAUUUUUAAAUAAAUAACUGAUAAUCUGCCAAAGCAGGAUAAUUAUGUACAAUGAUAGUACAAACAAAAUAAUACAUUGUUAUUGCAGAAAUAAAUGAAAGCUGAUAUGUAAUUAGAGGCCUAAAUUGACCUAUAUAAAUUCUGCACAAUAAUGGUUACAUGUUUAAAAAAGUUGGAAAAAUUAAAGUGCAUAUAGUGUUUAAUAAUAAUAAUGUAAAUAGAGACAAAAUACUACAGAGUAAACAAUUUUUUAUAGACAAGUAUAAAAUUGCAACUUGAAAUUUUAAAACACUGCUUAAUUAUGAUAUAAUAAAUUAUAUAGAAUAAACCAGAUUUGAAACAUUUAGUGCAACAUGAGUAAAAAUAAUUAUUUCCUGUGAGACUGCUUUUUUUUUUUUAAAUACUUUCCUAAGCUUUCUGAUUUUAUUGACUAAAUGAAUUAUAUGCAAUCUGGGAAACAUUCUUUGUAAAAUAAAAUAAACAGUUGUUUAGUUUGGUCUUUUAUAUAUUUAUAGAAAAAGAUUAUAUGGAUAAAUUAAGAUUAGUAAAAUUUUUUGACUUACUUGUUGGAUUAUCAUUAAAUAGCAACUUCAUUGGUUGUUUUUACCUCUGGUAAUCCUUCUACAAUGUAUUGUUGUUAUAAAGCAGUACUAAGUUUCAGUAAAGAUAUUGUACAUAGUCCAAAAUUAAUGUUUUAAAAAAUACUGAAUAUGAAGUAAAUAUACUGACAUACAGUAUUUUAGAAUUUAGUCAUAGUGUUUCAUCAAAUUUAACAAAAAUAUUAUCUUGAGAAAAAUGUAAUUUUAAAAUGAAAAAAUAUUUAUAAUAGAUUUGAUUGUAGUGGAAACAGCAGCACAGUUUUUCUUGUUUAAUUUUUUUUUACAAGUACAGGAUAUUGUGAGCUUCGAAGCAAGAGAAUAAACUAUGUAGUUUGUUGUUGAUAAUUCUACAUUUAGUACAAAAUCAAUACCAAAAAUAUUGUUCCACCAACAAAUGAAGUUACUUUUAAAAGUGUAGAAGGUGCAUACAUUAUCAUUAAAAUAUAGCAAAAGCAAUGAUGGGAUUUAAAUGAGCUAUCAUGUAUAUGUGUACUAUGAAAUAUUUAGAGAGAAAAGAUGGCAUUAUAUAGUUUAUUCAUGUAUAUGAAUUCAAUUGCUUCUAAAGCAUUUAUUAGUAUCUGUGUGAUACCUCAGCAAUUUUUUAGAGUUAUGUUUACCAGCAAUAAACAUUCCUGUUGGUGACGCUAGUCAUUUAAUGAAUUUGACUAAGGAUGGAUAAGUAAGUGGAGGUUUUUUUUUUGAUAAAAGUUUUGGUGUGUCUGUAGAGAAAUAGUUGAGAAAUAGUGUUUAUUUUAAUAAUUAGCAGAGAACUUUAAAAGAUACAGAAAUAUGAUAGAAUAAUAAAUUAUGUUGAAUUUAAGAUUUGGAACCAAGUUUUGGUGUUUAGUGUAAUAGUAAGGAUACUUCUUUCCUUCAACACUAAAUAAGAGGUUCUGGGUUUAAAUUGUUUUACUUAAUAGAUGGAUUAUCAUUAUUACAGACAUCACUGACUGUUUGUUUGUUUUUUCCACAAAAUAAUGCUUGUUUGGGUUAGUGCUAUGUUUUAGCCAUGGUAGUGUUUUAGUAUUCUGAUAUAAGGUAGGAGAGUAAAAAAUUUUGUAAAUAUUCCAUAUUUAAUUAUUCCGUGUAAAUUAAAGAUGUUUU
Molecule: messenger RNA, 4323 nt
Organism: Limulus polyphemus (Atlantic horseshoe crab)
Lineage: Eukaryota; Metazoa; Arthropoda; Merostomata; Xiphosura; Limulidae
Product: neurocalcin homolog
Exons: 3
Coding region: 165-740 (191 amino acids)
Molecular function (GO): calcium ion binding
Source: RefSeq, a predicted model, not a curated record